This is a messenger RNA of Eufriesea mexicana, 4289 nucleotides long. RefSeq lists its product as uncharacterized. Gene Ontology annotation, biological process: regulation of transcription by RNA polymerase II. The annotation marks the transcript as partial. Gene Ontology annotation, cellular component: nucleus. Lineage: Eukaryota; Metazoa; Arthropoda; Insecta; Hymenoptera; Apidae. Gene Ontology annotation, molecular function: RNA polymerase II cis-regulatory region sequence-specific DNA binding; zinc ion binding; DNA-binding transcription factor activity, RNA polymerase II-specific. The transcript has 13 exons. The record is from RefSeq and is a predicted model, not a curated record.
AUGACUCCACCUACUUGGACCCCCAGGGGGAAUACAAUUAUAGGGAUAUAUAGGGAAAAUCUGGGUUUAAGAAUUUUAGGAGGAUAUGAUAAUUCUGUGUUGGGAGAAUUCGAAUUUUGUAAAAAUUAUUUUGCAGUUGCAAAUUUGAGAUUCUUUGGGAGAUUGGAAUUUUUUGGAGAAAAAUCAUUAGCGAUUCUAAAAGCACCCAGGGUGGAAUAUUACAGCAGUAGCCACGGCGGCUUUUACCAUACUUUAGCUUUAUGCGAGGCUCAUUCAUCAAAAGCCAACGAGUCCAAUGGCUCCAUGGGUGUACGUUGCUUAGCAAUGGGUCCUACAUCGCAGCAGGCUGUUUAUGGUCCUCCGAUAUUAGAUACUUUAGAAACAGACGAUUUUUCUCUAGACUCGUUCAUAGUCUCCAACUUAUACCUGAGCAAAACCCGACAGUGCAGCCUCACGGACAAUUUGCAUCAGGGUCUCUCACGAACGGUCAGUCCAACAGCGCGCCAGCAAGUGUCGGCCCUCCCGAGGCGGGACUAUCCCCGCCAAAUCAUGAACAAGGUGGAUGAUCGAGUCAGGUCGCCAGGUACAUCACGAUGUUUAACCACCACCAUGUCGCUCUCAAUUUCCCCCUCGAGCCCUGAGGAACCUGUCACGCUGGUGGAACUGACCAGCGUGCCAGGUGGCCAGAAUGCGAUGGCUCAUCUCAAAAAACGGAAGCUGGAAGCAGAAUCUGUCAGCCCAAAUCCUAAGCAACCACAGCAGCCACAACAACAACAACAGCAGCAGCAUUAUCAGCAACAGCAACCUUUGAUCAACAAGAAGGCUGUUCAAGCGAUUAUUCCGCAAGAAAUGGAGACAGCUGAUGCUGCUGCUAAACGAAGAAGAAAAAGCGUCCGCGACGAUGAAACGCGCAAAUCGCUCGACGCCAAUGACUCGAACAAGAACAUACCUCUGCCCCAAAAGAAACGAGCGUUCGCUGCUGGAAACUCGGGUAGCCCUGCGAGAAAGUCGAGUAAACACUCGGAGGAACCCGAGGACGAUGAGACUCUGAUCAGGGAAACCGAGGCUGCUCUGAAAAGCCUGUCGGGAAGUUGGCCCGGUCCGAGGGGCUCCUUGUAUCAACGGGGUAACUCGGACGAGGAUAAAUACGAGUCGAAUUUCGAGAACCUGUUCGAAGAGAAGAAGGACAACCCCAAGUUGUCGCCUUCUUCCAUGUCCACUUCCUCCACGACCAGCAACGACGCGGGUUGUUCCCUGAAAGACGUGAUAACGUUCCGCGGCCAGCAGGACAGGAGCAGCAGAUCUCAGCUGCAGCUGAAGCAACAAGACGCGACGAAGCAGCAGCAGCACGCGAGCAAAGUGAAGAAGGACUUGGACAGCUUGUUAAAAUCCGAAAGCGAGUGCGGUAUGAUUCAGAACCAAGUGAACAACGUGACCGUGACCGAGGCAGGUAAAAUCAGAGCAGUGCCGGUGAGGUCCUUGUCCAACAAGGACAGGAACGACAGGAGUAUGAUCGGUACUCACGUGGACGCUCAAGGUCGUCAGACGGACAAGUACUCCAGAUACGAUCCACCGGAUUUCAACGAGCUGGUCGACGACUCCUCCAACGAAUUGGAGAUAGACAUGUCCGACCCGUCAGCGGAGAAGGACGACGCUGACAGGGACAAGAUGAACGACAGGGACAGGGAUCGGACGUGUAGAAACGGUCAGUCGCCGCAAAAUCCCUCGAGGCACCAGCAGCACCAACAUCACCAACAAUUGUACGCCAACUAUCACAGACAGUUCACCGAGAAUGGCAUGAAGGUCUCGCCGACCGCCUCCACCGCCUCCUCUUCUUCACCCCCGUCGAAUUCUCCGUUCUCCGCAACGUCGGCGUUCAGACCACCCAACACGGACCACGCGAAAGCGACUGGCCGCGGUACACCGUCAGUGGCCUCGACGACGAUUCCACCUAUCGGCCCGUACCCAGCAUCCGCUACGUUUGUCGGCUACCCCACUGCUGGGCCAGGUCCGGCUAUGCCUACGCCGCAACCUGUUACCGGAAUCUCACCCGCGACCGAGGACAAGCACUCCGCGUCGGUGUCGUUGUUACAGUUGAAAUCGUCGAAGGAAGAGGUUCAUCACGUGACGAGGCACGAGGUGCCACCGAACACCGUGACAGGCAACAAGAGUCCCACCGGUGGCCUGCCAGCGGUCACCAGCCCUGACUCCUCCAAACAGUAUACGAUCCUUCAGCCAGCUGGUAUCGGCUCCAGGGCAGCCAGUGCGAUUCAGGACAUAGCCAGGGAUGGAGUGGUCAGUGUGACAGCUGUCAGUAGUUGUAGCACGACCAACGGUAGCACGACGAACGGCAUCAGUGGCAACAGUAACGGUGGAACGUGUGGCAGCAACGUAGCUAGCAAAACUACGAACAGCAACGGUAGUGGUAACGCGAGCGGCACUGCCAAUCCGGUCAGCAAUGGCAACGGGAACAAUGUGACGAACAGUAUAGCUAUCACGGCAGUUUCCACUACCACGACGACGUCCAGUCCCUCGACUGGUGCCGACGCGUCAUCCGGCACUGGCACGGUUCAGCAAGACAGCGUGAUGAAAAUGCCGGAAAGGCCUGUUACCUUCGACGGCAAUAGACCAGGAAUGUCCAUGUCUCCGUCCAGUCUCAGCAGAGAGGGCAACAAGUGCCCGACCCCAGGCUGCACGGGGCAGGGUCACGUGACCGGACUCUACUCUCACCACCGCAGCCUAUCCGGUUGUCCACGGAAGGAUAAACUGACGCCAGAGAUUCUGGCGAUGCAUGAGACUAUUUUGAAAUGCCCGACGCCUGGUUGCAACGGCCGUGGCCAUGUCAGCUCGAAUCGGAACACGCACAGGAGCCUGUCCGGAUGUCCCAUUGCCGCGGCCAAUAAGCAGGCCGCACGCGAGGCACGACACAAGGCUCAAGUGUCCGGAAUUCCUCCAGAAUACAUCAGUACGAACCUGUUGCCACCGUCGAUGGAUAGCAAGAGCUACUCUCAGUACGGGUCCACGGCGCAGGACACUAAACCGGUGCUAAGCAGCCUGACCUACGACUACUACGCGACAACGAAGAGUACAGGGAUCAACGUGAAACCGCCGAAAACGCCAGAGGAGAACCCGACGUCUCGCACGAGCAAGGUAGUCCCGAAAACCGAGAGUAUGACACCGAGUGGCAGUUGCUGCAACAGCCUGCCUACCAGAGGUCAAAGCACGUCCGACUUGCUGGUACCUAAAACGGAAGAGACAGCGUCCUGCCGAGUGAAUUCACCGCCACCACCCCCGCCACCUACCGUGCGACCGACCUACGACUCGUACAUGAACCAAGACUCGAACUCGUCGUCGUUGUCCUCGAUGGACGCCAUGGGCUCCAGGGGAUCCAUCGGCGCGACGAUACAUCAUCCCAGCCAACACGCGACGCAUCACGUCCUGCCGAUGCAGCCCACGGUCGCUUAUCCCAUGCCGAUGGUGGAGGACACCAGGAUGAGCCACCAGAUGUCGCAGAGGUCUCCUUACGAGCCAUCGGCCAUGAUGGCCGCAGCGGCGGCGGCGGCUGCUGCGGCCACCACCAGCGAGGAACUCUAUCAUCACAGAUCGGCGGAGCACGCGAGGGCCUACAUGCAUCCCGGAACAAGCAACAUCGCGCGACCGGUUGUCACUUAUUCCAAUGACAUCGCCACCGCGAGAGGUUACGAGAACGCUGUAGCCAGCGCAGCUAAUCAUCGGCCGUACGACCCUGGCACCACGUCCGCUUACGAAAGAUACGACACCCAGAGUUGUGCACCUAUCCAGUCGCAGCAGCAGCAACAGCAGCAGCAGCAACAACAGCAGCAGCAGCAACAGCUACAUUCGAGGACGAAUAUGUAUUAUCUGGGACAGGCAGGAAUGACGCCUGAGGAGCAGGAACGGGUGUACCAUCAGGAGGCUGCGGCUGCCGCGCAGCAGCAUCAGAUGGCGAUGGCCGCUGCUACAGCUGCCGGCAUGAUGAAGACCGAGGAUGUGAAGUGCGUCACAGUGGCGCAGGUCCAGCAGAUGCAGAAACCCGGUGGUCCUCCAACCUCGCCAGGUGGCUCGGUAAUGGACCUGUCAACCUCCAGUGUCACGUCGACCAGCCCACAGGCGCCACCCUACGGUUCCAACAGCCUUAGUCCGCAAUAUGGCGGCGGUCAGACAGUGGGUGGCAGUCCUCAAGCUGCAGCCAGCCCGCACUUGACCGCGAGUCCUCAGGUUCCCAGCCCGCAGGGACAGACCCUCGAUCUCAGCGUGAACAGGCUUCACAG